Morchella sextelata is the source of this 1026-nucleotide messenger RNA. RefSeq lists its product as uncharacterized. The transcript is spliced from 4 exons. Bases 1 to 1026 code for a protein of 341 amino acids. Gene Ontology annotation, biological process: deadenylation-dependent decapping of nuclear-transcribed mRNA. NCBI's taxonomy places the organism in Eukaryota, Fungi, Ascomycota, Pezizomycetes, Pezizales, Morchellaceae. Gene Ontology annotation, cellular component: P-body; nucleus. Gene Ontology annotation, molecular function: hydrolase activity; RNA 7-methylguanosine cap binding. The record is from RefSeq and is a predicted model, not a curated record.
AUGUCCUCCCCCACCCCCACCCCCACCCCCGAAGACCUCCUCCGCCAAUUCAAGUUCUCCUUCCUCAUCAACCAAGACACACGCACCAAGUCCGUCAACCUGCUCGGCACCAUCGCCGCCGCGCCCGCCAUCCUCAUCGCCGAGAAGACCGCAUUCGACAUCAGCGCCUUCAACCUCUCGCACUUCCCCGCGCCCGCCCUCCUCCCCGCCAUCGCGCUCGUCGAGAAGAACGACAUCUACCACUGGUUCCUGGCGUCCACGGCCUCCGCCGUGCGCAGCGCCGACGCGCUCGCCCAGGGCGGCGCGGACGUCAAGAUCACGCUCAUCUGGCCGGCGACGGAGGCGCAUGUGCGCAAGUAUAGCAAGCAGAAUGUGCGCAUGGUCGAGGAGACGGCCGAGGUGUAUAGGGAGUGUGUGUGGCCGUAUGUGCAGGCCAAGAGGGAGGGGGGGCGGUUGGGGUGGGUGUAUAAUAUACUGGAGGGCCGCGCGGAGGCGGAGAGUGUUAUUGUGAAGGAUGAGGAUCCGCUGGAGGGGUUUGUGCUGUUGCCGGAUUUGAAGUGGGACCGAAAGACGAUGGCAAGCCUGUAUACCAUGGCGCUGGUCCAGCGCCGCGAUAUCACGUCGCUGCGCGACCUGAAGAAGCGCGACGUGCCCUGGCUCAAGCGCCUGCAGGCCAACAUCAUCAAGGGCGUCUGCGCAAAGUACCCCAGCGUCGAGCCCGACCAGCUCAAGCUGUACAUCCACUACCAACCCUCCUACUACCACUUCCACAUCCACGCCGUGUCGGUGACGCACGACGGCGGGAUGGGGCAGGCGGCGGGGCGCGCGCUGCUGCUGGCCAAUGUGAUUAGCCAGUUGGAGUGGAUGGGCGGCGGCGAGGACGCGGGCUUUGCGGAUGUGACGUUGACGUACUUUGUGGGCGAGGAGAGCGAGCUGUGGCAGGGCGUGUUUGAGGGGUCGAGGGAGAAGAGGGCCGCAGGAGCGGUAGAGGCGGGGGCUGGGGUGGUGGAGGAUGGGGUUGUGUAA